CUGAUAAUCAUCAUCAACAUGCGUCUUACAGCAUCUCUCUCUCUGGCCCUCUUGCAAGGCGCUGCUGCAUCCCUGUGUGGAUCAGCGGGCAACACCUACGAAUGCCAAUAUGAGCCUCCCUACAAGAACAUGCAUUAUCCUCCUGCUCUGCCGGCAGCCCACUUCAACGGCACCGCCAAAGUGAACGGGAUUGACCUCUGGUAUGCCACUUUCGGCGUGCCCCUGGAGAAGACCAAGGCGGCUGGUGCUGCGCCGGUGCUCUUCAUCCACGGCAACGAGGCCAACAGCCAGUACUUCUCCCACCAGAUCAAGGCUUUGCAGAACUUGAACUACAGUUUCAUCACCAUGGACUCUCGCGGCCAGGGCCGAUCCGGCGACGACGUCAGCAAGAACAUCACCUACGACCUCAUGACUAAGGACGUCAUCGGGCUGAUGGACCACCUCGACAUCGACCAGGUCCAGGUCAUCGGCUGGUCGGACGGUGGCAUCAUCGGGCUCGACAUGGCCAUGAACUACACCAGCCGUCUGGAUCGCCUCUUCUCCUUCGGUGGCUCGUACAACGUCAACAACGGGUACAACACCACCGGAGAUACCAGCUCUCUUGAACCCGUGGAAGGCUGGAUCAAAGCCGACUUCAAGCGCAUGUCGCCCACCAAUCUCACCUAUGACCAGUUCGACGCCCGUAUGACCAAUCUGGUCCUGACUGAGCCGACCUGGGGCAAGGCUGCUUUCGACCGUAUCCCGACUCUCUACGAGGAUCCUUCUGCACCAUUGAUCUGGAUUGUUGAUGGAGAUUCUGAAGAGCUCUUGAACCGGAAUACCGCUCCUACUAUGCACAGCUGGGUGAGUCUUACACCUUUACAUCAUAUAUGUGUCUUAUUAACGUCUUCAGAUCAACGGUUCCUCCCUCGUUAUUCUUCCCUCUGUUAGCCACUUUGCGUAAGUAUUUUCCCUUCACUAUUGGACCAUUCAUUAACACAAUGCAGAUUCCUCCAGGAUCCGGACACUUUCAAUGCUGUGGUCAAGCGAUUCUUGGAAACUACCAAAUAGAUAGUGUCAGCGAAAUGAGUACUCCCAGCUGUGGCAUCUCAGUCUGAUGGCAAAACAAGGGUGUCUUAUCUGAUGAGCGCCCCAUUAACUUGUAUAAUUAUUUAAAUCAUAAUAGAUUACAAGAAAUAAUAGAGAUCGUCAUUUUGACAGCCAG
Molecule: messenger RNA, 1204 nt
Organism: Aspergillus wentii DTO 134E9
Lineage: Eukaryota; Fungi; Ascomycota; Eurotiomycetes; Eurotiales; Aspergillaceae
Product: alpha/beta fold hydrolase
Exons: 1
Coding region: 19-930 (303 amino acids)
Source: RefSeq, a predicted model, not a curated record